Molecule: messenger RNA, 4925 nt
Organism: Hemibagrus wyckioides
Lineage: Eukaryota; Metazoa; Chordata; Actinopteri; Siluriformes; Bagridae
Gene: sort1b
Product: sortilin 1b
Exons: 20
Coding region: 328-2775 (815 amino acids)
Biological process (GO): Golgi to endosome transport; endocytosis; vesicle organization
Cellular component (GO): membrane; Golgi apparatus
Molecular function (GO): protein binding
Source: RefSeq, a predicted model, not a curated record
CUACUUUCAUCGCUCUACCUUGUCGUUACCUAGUUGGAGGUCCGAGUGCAGUAGUUUCUACCGAUUGUAUUUGUUUUUGCGUCAUAAGUCGUUUGUAGAUUUGGAAUCAUUUUAAUUGGAUUUUUUUUAAAAAGGGACUUUUAUUAGUGCAGCAAAACCCAACUAAUUUUUAUAGCGAAAGCCCGCUGAGACUGCGAUGAGGAGAGAGAGCUCAUUGUCACAGCCAGUGUAUUUUUGUUGAUGUCGGCGGCGGAGCUGGGGACUGUCGCGAAUUGACCAUUUGGCUAAAUAACCAGGGCGAGUGCAAAAGCUACAGGAUAUCAAAACAUGGGUCGGCAGUGUCACUUUAUUUUAGCAUUAAUCUUCUUUCCUGCGGUGUUGAGCUUGGAUUUCGGUGGAAGCAGGGUGUCGCGUAACACGCACUUUAAUGUGGAUGUAGUGGGUCAGAUCGGAUCCGCGGUGGAUUUUUCAGAUCAUCAUCAUAUCAGAAAAAGGAGAAGCGCAGAUGACGGGGGAGACACCUGUAAUGGUCUACAGGGAUACAAAAACAAAUUAUCCAACAACACUCACAGUACCACAUUUAAUGAUCUCAGUGGAUCAGUGUCUCUGGCCUGGAUAGGAGAUGGAACAGGGGUUGUGCUGGCCUUGACUACAUUUCAGGUGCCCAUUUUCUUGCUAAAAUUUGGCCAGUCCAAACUUUACAGAAGUGAGGACUAUGGAAAGACAUUCGAGGACAUCACAUCGCUUAUUAACAACACGUUUAUCAGUACUGAGUUUGGGAUUGCCAUUGGCCCUGAAAAUUCUGGGAAGGUGAUCCUUACAGGAGAUAUGUCUGAUAACGGUGGCUCCAGGAUUUUCCUGUCUACUGACUUCGGGGAGAGCUUUAGUCAGUCAGACCUGUCUUUCAACCCUCGCAUGCAGAUUAUUUAUAAUCCCCAAAAUUCCAAUGUCCUUGUGACCAUCAGUGUCAAGAACGAACUCUGGAUUUCAGAGGAUUUUGCUACGACGUGGAGUAAAAUCUACGAGAAUGUGUGUGUGGUGAAAUGGGGAGAAGACAACACACUCUUCUUCUCCACCAACCUGAAUGGAUCCUGCUAUGACCGAGGGACGCUUAUCGUGGUGAAAACAGUAAACUAUGGCAAGGCAUUUAAGACAGUCGCUGAAAAGGUCUACUCUUUUGGGAUUGGCGGCCGUUUCCUGUUCGCCUCAGUCAUGACUGGAACAGGAAUGAUGCGGAUGAUCCAUGUGUCCACAGACCAGGGCGAGGAGUGGAACAUGGCUCAGCUUCCUCCUGUUGGCCAUGAACAGUUCUACUCUAUACUGGCAGCCAACGAUGAAAUGGUCUUUAUGCAUGUAGAUGAACCUGGGGACACCGGCUUUGGCACCAUCUAUGUGUCUGACGACAGGGGCAUGGUGUACUCCAAAUCUCUGGAACGCCACCUCUACACGUCUACAGGAGGUGACAACGACUUCACGAAUGUCACGUCACUCAGAGGAGUGUUCAUAACCAGUGUACUCGCUGAAGACAACUCUGUGCAGACCGUGGUGACGUUCGAUCAGGGAGGAGAGUGGGUGCCCUUGAAGAAACCAGAAAACAGCAAGUGUGAUUCCACUGCUAAAGAUAAAAAUAAGUGUAGUCUUCAUAUCCAUGCUUCUUACAGUAUGUCCAUGAAGCUGAAUGUUCCAAUGCUGCCUCUGACUGAGCCUAAUGCUCUGGGACUGAUAAUUGCUCAUGGCAGCGUCGGCGAUGCCAUCUCGAUGCUGACUCCCGAUGUGUACGUGUCUGAUGAUGGUGGCUACACAUGGCUGCGUGCUCUUGAGGGCCCCCAUCACUACGCCAUCCUGGACUCAGGAGGUCUGCUGGUGGCUGUGGAACAGAACAAAGAACCAAUUUCUAAGCUCAAAUUUUCCACAGAUGAGGGCCAGUGCUGGCAUGAGUACAUCUUCACCAAGGAGCCAAUAUACUUCACUGGGCUCGCCUCAGAGCCGGGGGCUCACUCCAUGAACGUUAGCAUUUGGGGCUAUAGAGAUUACCUGCUAAGCCAGUACUGGGUCUCAGUCACCAUUGACUUCAAAGAGCUGCUCACUCGUGACUGUACUGAUAAUGACUAUGUGUCAUGGCUGGCACAUUCAGAUGACAUCAGUGAUCCUAACGAUGGCUGCAUGCUGGGUUACAAGGAGCGUUUUCUGCGGCUCAAGAAGGACUCUGUGUGUGCGAAUGGACGUGAUUACAUCGUCACCAAGCAGCCCACACCUUGUCCUUGCACACUAGAUGACUUCCUUUGUGACUUUGGAUAUUACCGUAAAGAAAACAGCUCAGAGUGUUUGGAGCAGGCUGAGCUCAAAGGCCAUGACUUGGAGUACUGCAUCCAUGGCAAGAAGGAACACCUACAGACCAAUGGAUAUCGGAAGAUUCCAGGAGACAAGUGUGAGGGUGGAGUGAACCCUGAACGAAAAGAGAUUGAUAUGAGAAAAAAGUGCGUCAGCGAUCUUCUGGAUCCACAACUGCAGACUCAGGAAGCAGAGAAACCCAAACACUCUGCCCUUAUUAUCGUGGUGGUCAUCGCGGUCCUGCUGAUCAGUUGCAUAGCUGGAGUUGUUUUUGUGAAGAAGUAUGUCUGUGGUGGAAGAUUCCUGGUGCACAGGUACUCGGUCCUGCAGCACAAUGCCGAGGCUAGUGGCAUAGAGGGAGUGGAUGAGCCUUUGGACACAAACGUGGUAGGAAACUCGAAAACCAGCUUCCACGAGGACUCGGAUGAGGACCUUCUGGAAUAACAGCAGUGAGUCAGCGCCAGCAGAAACCGAGAGCUCUCAGUCUCCUUUAAUGCCUGGGGCAUCUUUGCUGCUGUUUCUAUUCCUGCUCUAAAGCACAACCCAGCCUCGAGUGUCUUCAGACCUCGAAUAACUCCGCUCUAGUUCCUGCUUCUUUAGUAGGAGUGAAUUGCAGUUUUGAUCUAAAAGCAUCUUGUGAAUUUAGCUGUGCAGCCAGUGGAUAAAUGACUUGAGCUUAGACGAUAUCUUGCCUAGGGAGCAGGCUCUAUAGGAGGACACUAUUUCAGAAUUAACAGUGGGUUACUUGUCAUGGCGCUUAACUCUUCUACACAAUACUUUACCUUCUUUAGUAAUAUAUGCAGUGCAGAAUCGGUGUGACUGUGUGUCACGUAUGAAGACAGUCCAGGGUUAACAGUGAAUCUCAUCACCUCAAUGUUUGACAGAAGCAUGACUGUAAUAGAUAUAUUUUUGAUAUUAGAUGUAUCUCCCUAACUCUAUCAUUUGAAAGUAUAAUCCUGUCAACUGAAUUUCAUUUAUCAGAAAGCAAUACCGUACAUCGAUACAGCGAAUCUGCAUGUAUCAGCAUACUCAUAGGCCAUACUUUUCUCAGUUUCUCAAAAAUGGAGAAAGAACUAUUUAGUUUACUUAAAAUAAUGCUACUGUGUAGACGGUUAUUAUAAUACUCCUUGUGGCUGUAUAGAUUAUAGACCGUCAUUUAGAAGGUUAACUUAUUUUACCCAUCGGAAGGGGAACUUUUAAACAUGGAAACGUGUAAAGAAAGGUUGUGGUUGUAUCUGUAAGUAUACUGUAUAUGUCCUGAGAUAAAUUUGUAGUUGACUGUUAGUUUUAUAGAUGACGAUAGUUUUCUGACAUUUUUGUGAUGCUCAGCAGUUUUUGCACUGUGAAAUAUAAAACCGUAACACAAGGCCCGACGGCCGCUUUUGUAAAACGCCCGGUUACGAGCACAAACGUGACUUUUUCCAAAGCCCUACUUACAGACAGAUGGCAGUCAUAAAACAUUUUAAAUAUCCAAUCAGGGUAAAUGUGAAGGAAACUCAGUUACACUUCAAAGUAGCACAAAUAUAACGUCUUAUUUUUCCACGUUUUGGUUCAUAUGCUCAGGUGAAAUGACCAGUAAUUCCAGUAAAUAAGUUGAGCAAUAUCUUGUCAUGAUUAGCUGAUCGUGAGACGCGAGAUCUUUGAGUAAAGACCAGCGUCAUUGUGUUUUGGAACGAAGAAUGAUUUCCCCCUCCUCUAAGCAUCCCAGGCUAAAGCUUUCACAGUUUGUGUAAGUUUGACUAUUCAAAUCAGUAGAACAUGUGACGCUUUUCGAGAUCUAGUUUCCUCAGUGUUUGUCUGGUAGAUUUUAGCUUCUUAUGAGAUCCUCGGUGUAACAAUCACCUGGCUGUUUUUAGUGACAAUAUGAAACCUUGGCAGAAAUCCUCUGUGAAGUAAUGCAUUGUAGGUUAGUUCUUCAUUUUAGUAUUAAAAAAAAAAAAAAAUCUAAGAUAACUACAAUAUCUUCUCAUAUAUAACAGUUUAUUCUUAGUUACACAGAUUUUUAUUAAAUGAAGUAAUAAUGGUGUGUAUGUUCAUUCAAGUGCCUAACGUGAAGGUAUGUGUGCCUUCAGGAAGAACUAUUAAGCCCGUUUUGUUAAAGAAUUAACACUAAGGAGGCAGAUUGUUGUAUCUUUUAAUAAUUUACUUGGAAGUCAGAGGUCAUGAUGAGGAACUGAUUGUGUCACUUUCAGUGUGGGUCAUGUGUGACAGCUGAAUUCUCAUGAUGUUUGAUCGGUUACAAACUGGGGUUUAACAGUGACUUUUGGAAAAGAAUAUAUAUACACCUUUUCUCUUCUGUGUUUUAGGUUUCAAUGUAACCGCGUACUUCUAUGCAUGCUAUAUUUGCAAUUAGGUCACAACACACUCACGUGGUGUUUGGGGUUAAAAGCUUGAAUCGGCGGCUGCAGCACAAAGACUACAUGAGUUUCCUACUUGAAGUAAAGCUGUUUUGCUUUGUGGGUUGUAAUAAUUUUCUUGCCUUUGAUAAUCAGUGUAAAUAACAUGAAGUUGGCUUUGUAAAUAUAAAACUGCUUUACCUUUGUAUCGGCCAUUUUUGCUCUGUAUAUUAUGAAAUAAAUAGAUACCACCUGUUU